Molecule: messenger RNA, 3234 nt
Organism: Fusarium graminearum PH-1
Lineage: Eukaryota; Fungi; Ascomycota; Sordariomycetes; Hypocreales; Nectriaceae
Exons: 3
Coding region: 1-3234 (1077 amino acids)
Molecular function (GO): NAD+ poly-ADP-ribosyltransferase activity
Source: RefSeq, a predicted model, not a curated record
AUGGGUAUCAGGCAGUUUAACGCCGACCUCAGGGCUGCAAUUGACAGUCAUUUCCCUUGUGUCUCCAACCUCCGAAAGGGAGAUUCCGAUGGAGAGAUAACCUUUACAUACACCCCAGAGAAUGAAGCAGCGCCCAUCGCUAUCCAAGCAUUAUCAACAGAGCCGGAAGCCUACCCGAGACACCCAGGAUUCCUGGUUUUUACAUCAUCAGAAGACGGACCAGUCGAGCUGGAAGAGUGGUUGCAAGAAAUUUCCGCAUCGACUAAGGACAAGACUAUCACAGACUUCAUCAACCUGACCUCGAAAAGGCUAGCAACGAAGCUCGAGUCUUCAGAGUCAUCCGAUGGUGAUUCCGCCUUCGAUGACAAUGAAGAAGAGUCAUCCUAUGACGUGGUGUUUGACGAUGAGUUAGGAAUUAACAGUUCGCCGUCCAGAGGGCCAUAUCAAGCGACCUAUACAUCAACAAACCGGUUAAGGCGUCACCUACGGGAAGCAAAGAGAGAAGGACUCCAUGUGUGGAUCCCAACUGAGGGAAGAAGACACGACAGCGGCGUGCACGGAGGGAAAGCACCUGGAGUUUUUCACAUCUUUUCACUCUCCAUCCGCGCCUCUAAACUCAACGUUCCAGAAGAGGCCUUGGGAGCAUGGGGCCUCAAGCCAUCGGAAUACGUUGUUAUGCUGUGCAGGCUACCAUCAGGAUACCCCCCUCUCUCGACCUUUCUGCAAUCUAGCCAAACAGCAUCAGUACAGUUCAAGUUUGGAAAAUGCACCAACCCGAACCCGUCUUACUCUUCUGCGAUACGAGUUUUUGACGGCGAUGACUCAAAAACAUCAGAGGGAGCAAGGAAGGACGAAUCCGAAAGCCCUUUUCUUUCUAUGUACAUGUCGUUGUCUCUCGAUGCUCUUUUAAACACAGACUUCCCACGACUUCUACGGCUGCGCCGAUCUGAGGGAAUAUCGUGGGAUCAAGCACAAGAACUAUGGUUCAGGCUCGGCAGAGGCGACCGUGACCCAGAGAGUGUGCUACAGUCUACCAGCCAAGGUCAGCACGAGAGCUCGGACCGGUUUGAGCUGGAAUUCCUGCAACAAAACUUCUUGGGCGCAGAAGACAUUAAUAUAAUCCUGAUCGCAAUGCAAUUCGGCCUUCAGAGAUUGAUCAAUUGUACGAAGUACUGUCUCGUUUGCAGUCAAAGGAUAGCGGGAGGAUUUGAGGCUAUCAAGCCUUUUGUUUGCGAAGAUUCUCUUUGCCUUUUUCAGUAUCUAUCCCUCGGGUUCUGUCAAAGUAUCGAGUAUGAAAUUAUCAACAACCCCAAUGUCGUGGACCUUCUCAUCAGUUUCUUCUACGCCGCAGUAGCCACUAACUUCACAGUACCCAACAGCUCUUUACGCGAAUUUCCGAAGGGCCUAGGACUCAAGGUUGCUACCUCGGGAUACAACAUACCAAGUGACACUGAACCGACUAUUACAGCAGAGGUUUGUUUUGAAAGCAACACAAUCAGGUUUAACCCCCUUGAUUAUGCCCACUACACAUCGAUCACAGAGGGAAGAUGCAUCACUCUUGUGCUCAAGCAGAGUCUUGUUCCACAGCAACCAAUUAUGCGAGGACUCCAGUCCUGCCAACCGGCUGAAGUUACCUUCAGAGUCAUAUCGACAUACACGGCCACGGCCGCUCGAGUCACUCCUACCAACCCAGUCGAUUCUGCUAACCACUCAACGAAAGCUUGGGAGAGUGUGUUUAUUUACAAGCACGAACAAGACAUUGAUGGACUUGAGAUACAGGAACGCAACCAGGCACUCACUGUCAUAAAGCCAGGGUGGGUUCAGUUUCGCUUUGUGCAAGGGUCUCCCGAAAAAGAAGAAGUAUUUUUAAGAGAGUUGACGGGAACACCGAACAGCAAAAAGCCAUGGCCUACCCUUUUUGCCUGGCACGGUAGCUUUCUUGGAAAUUGGCACAGCAUCAUACGGACCGGCCUUAACUUCUCUGUUAUCACCAACGGGCGUGCAUACGGAAAUGGCGUAUACUUGGCAAAGGAUUUUCAGACAAGCCGAUCAUACUCAUCGCGUGGUGGAGGAAGCAGCUGGCCAAAUUCGGCUCUCAGAAUCACCGAAGCCAUUUCCAUAUGUGAAAUAGUCAACGAUACAGCUCGCUUCGUAUCGACCGACCCCCAUUUUGUUGUCGACCAGAUUGACUGGAUACAAUGCCGUUACCUUUUUAUCAAGGUCGACAUCGAAAAUAGUCAGGCUUCCUCACACGACAAGAACGGUUCUGCGAGCUAUAUUGAACAGGACCCUAGCCAUCAACUGACUUCCAACUCCAAACGGAUCGGGAUCCCCCAAUCAGCCAUACCAAUAUCUCGACGGCGUGUGCUUGGACCGAGACAGAUAUUGGGCUCUUCAAAUGACUUUCCUAUUAUCUUGGACGAGACUGGAGGGGAACCUGAUUUUGAAAGCAACGACGAACUGGACGACCUCCUUGCUUCUGACGACGAGGGCGAAAGCAAAGAUGAGACGGCAGCAGUGACACGGAAGCGGCGACGAAGUUCCAUCGACUCAGGACUUGGAGAUGCACGGCAACCCGACAAUACAACACCUUUUCAGCCUGGCCAGCUUGAUCUGGGUUCACUCCCCAAACUAGUUGAGCCUACCUGGGCUGCAUCGUCUCCAGCAGCUCUUCGAGCACUCAACGGUCAGAUCAAAGAUCUGCAACAGAUUCAGUCAAGUACCAACAUAGCUAUGCUGGGGUGGUACAUUGACUUUGAAAAGCUCGACAACCUGUUUCACUGGAUUGUCGAACUUCACAGCUUUGAUAUGAACCUUGCUCUUGCACAAGACAUGAUCCGUUACGGAUGCUCGAGUAUCGUGUUGGAGGUCCGGUUUGGGGCCUCUUUUCCGAUAUCCCCCCCAUUUGUCCGCGUGAUUCGUCCACGGUUCGUGCCCUUUGCUCAGGGAGGCGGGGGUCAUGUCACCAUGGGGGGUUCCAUAUGCUCAGAGCUGCUCACCAACUCUGGAUGGUCCCCAGCUCUGUCACUGGAGAAAGUGUUUCUUGAAGUCCGAAUGAAUCUAUGCGAGAAGGAUCCACCAGCUCGUAUUGAACAAUCCGCGGGAGUACGCCGUGCCCAGAACGGAAGCCACAUGGACUAUGGCAUGUUUGAGGCUGUUGAUGCGUACCGCCGCGCCGCUACUGCCCACGGUUGGCAAAUCCCCUCCGAUCUCGACAUGUUAAAAUCCAUGUGA